Tetrahymena thermophila SB210 is the source of this 306-nucleotide messenger RNA. RefSeq lists its product as hypothetical. Lineage: Eukaryota; Ciliophora; Oligohymenophorea; Hymenostomatida; Tetrahymenidae. The record is from RefSeq and is a predicted model, not a curated record. The transcript has a single exon.
AUGAGUAUAGCACUCUAGGUAAUGAAGGAUUAGCUUUUGGAGUAAUUUAUCAUUCAAAUAAAAGAUUAGACUUGCAAAAGAUAGAAAGAUGUCCAACAAUAAGCAACCAAUAAUCAAAUGGAAAAAAUGGAAAUUAUAAUUAAGGGUAUAAUUAAAGAUAAAAAAAUAAUAUUGGAAAAUCAGAUAAAUGCAGAUCUAUUACUGCUGAUUAUGAAAAUCUACUAAGAUAUGAAUUAAACUAAAAUAAUUAAUAGCUUAAAGCUGACUAUAAAUUUCAUGAUGGCAGCACUUAUGUUUAGGAGCUGA